Molecule: messenger RNA, 1784 nt
Organism: Bactrocera neohumeralis
Lineage: Eukaryota; Metazoa; Arthropoda; Insecta; Diptera; Tephritidae
Product: zinc finger protein 821
Exons: 1
Coding region: 218-1000 (260 amino acids)
Source: RefSeq, a predicted model, not a curated record
CCAGCCAACAGUGGAAGUUUUUUUCCAUAUUGAUUAGUUAUGUCGCUUUUGUUGUUUACCCAUUAAUUUUCCUAAAAUUGUGUUGAAAUUAGAAAAUAUAUAAUUAAAAAAAACACGUGAAAACGUUCGAGAACAGUGUAUCAUACGCGGCUUUUCUAUAUUUUCCAAGCUGACGACGAACUGCACGAUUGGUAAGACAGUCGUGAAGCAACCCCAGAUGUCCACUGGAGUGGGAGGCGGAGGAAGCAGCAUCACUACUGACCACAGCCGAUUAUAUUUCCUCAAUUCGCCAUCAACACCGCUUUCCGCGCGCGAUCCAUUUUUUAUCAAGCCGGAAUACCUCAAUUAUGAAAAUCCCAUGCACCACCUCUACCCUAGUAACAGGGGCUUAAUCGACUACAACAACUAUACAAGCGCUGCAGUAGCAGCGGCCAGUGGUAGCGGUAGUACAUCGACAAACGCAGUUGCAGCUGUCGCCGCCCUAAAUUUAGAAAAUAAUUUCCAGCAACCUCAAUCACAACAAUCGUCAUCUUCGUCAUCACAACAACAGCAGCAAACACCCACAUCGACGAGUCAAAACCAAACACAGCAAAGUCAACAGCAUCCUUUACAUCUACACCUCAGCACACCGCCAUCGACUCGAGCGCAAAAAGCAGCCCGUCGACGUAGCAACGAAUCUGUGGAGGCCCGUCAGAGACGACUAGCACGUAACGCCGCCCGAAUGCGAGAAAAGCGAUCCAAAGAAAGUGAGGAAGAAUAUCGAAUCCGGCUGGCGAAAAAUGCGGAAGCGAACCGUGUACGACGUCAGAAUGAAAAUGAAGUACAAAGAACCCUAAGACUGAUGAAAAAUGCCGCCAGACAGCGACUGCGGCGCGCUGGUGAGACGCCGGAGGAACGCAAAAAGCGUUUGGCCAAGGCCGCCGAACGCAUGCGAGUUGCGCGAGCAAAUGCGCCGAAAGUGUAUAAGCCUCCACUGGAGGAUCGCCUUAAGGGUUACUAAAUACGCAUAUAUAAAUACUUGUACGUCAACAGGCAGCAUCAAAUCUAUCUCAUAAUGGACAAAAAGAAGACGUAUGGUAUUGAUGUUAUGCACCAUGAACCAUUAUUAAUGACGCAACAAAUACAACAAUAACCGUUAAUAAAGAAGUAGCAACACAAAAACUCAGCUGGAUAGUAGGAAAAAAAAAAAAACAAAUAUAAUGCGAACAAGAAUGUUUUGAACAGAUGAAAGGUUUUAGUCGCACACGCAUUGGUUUAAGCUCAGGAAACUUGGCUUUCAUUGCGCGAUCGUAUCAUCAAAGGGUGAAGGAGGCAAAUUGCAAAUUAAGGUCAACUAACAUAUGCCCCUCAACCGUAUAUUUAAUUAAGUUUAUGAAAUAAAGUAUUUUUAUAAUGCAUGCAUUACAUUAAUAUAAAAUAAAAUGUAAUAAUAAUAAUAAUAUAACAAAAAAAAUUGUAGAAGCGUACAUAUGUAAAUGUAGUCGGUCACACAACAAGCAAACAAACAAACACACAUACAUAUAUACACACACCAAUUAGUUCCAAAACCACAUAAACACAAAUGGACGCAUUAUUAUAACUACAAUGUAGCACCUAUAGCGUUAUAUCUAAAUCUCCAAAAAGAUUAUUCUAAGCCCGCUAAAAAGCUCCUUAAUUAAUAACCCAUUUGUGCUGAUGCUCUUGAUACUUCUGUAAUUCACACAUAGUUUUAAUCCAACAAAAAUUAAAUUCUGUAACGAGAUAUUUUAAUAUUAAAAAUGCAAUAUACAUAUAGUCAAGUUAAA